Messenger RNA from Solanum dulcamara, 840 nucleotides. Its product is annotated as PLAT domain-containing protein 3-like. The coding region runs from base 110 to 658 and encodes 182 amino acids. The transcript has 2 exons. NCBI's taxonomy places the organism in Eukaryota, Viridiplantae, Streptophyta, Magnoliopsida, Solanales, Solanaceae. The record is from RefSeq and is a predicted model, not a curated record. Gene Ontology annotation, molecular function: protein binding.
UUAUUUAUAUAAACAAACUACUUAUCGUACUUUCACUGCCAUUAUCUCCACAUCAUAGUUUCCUUUGUCGUCUCACUUAAUUUCUAGUUCUAGAGCACGAAAACCUGCCAUGGGAGUAGCUCAAGUUAACCAAUUCUGGUUCCAUCUCAUGAUCAUCCUUUUCUCCAUCUCAAUUUCUUCUAUUUCUGGAGCUGAAACAAAUUGUAUAUACGCAGCUUAUGUCCGGACUGGCUCAUUCGUGGAGGAUGCAACAGACUCAAAAAUUACCUUAACUCUGUAUGAUGCGAGUGGGCAUGGAAUUAGAAUCAACAACCUAGUGGCUUGGGGUGGGCUUAUGGGCAAUGGUUACAACUACUUUGAAAGGGAUAACAUGGAUAUGUUCAGUGGGAAGGGCCCGUGUUUGAAUGGGCCUAUCUGCAAGAUGGUGUUAACUUCAGAUGGUACAGGACGAAAUCAUGAAUGGUACUGUAACUACGUGGAAGUCACCUCAACAGGAGACCACAAACAAUGUAGCCAACAACUGUUCAAUGUGGAUCAAUGGCUUAGCACCAAUCGUUCACCAUAUCAGCUCUCGGCCACCAGGAACAACUGUAGGCGUAUGUCCGAUGACCAACAGCCCCUUUACCUUUCUGAAUCAAAUCAUGUUGUUGAUGUGUAAUUUGAUGGCCCAGAAUUCCUUCUCUUUUUUCUUUUCUUUUUUUUUUAAUUUUGCGUAAUCUGAUCAUUUGUGAAGGCCAUUCUGGACAAGGCAUGAUUUGCUGUAAUUGAAAUGGAAAAUUCUUCAUGUUUUAAACUCGUGAUCUUUUGAAGAAUUGUGACAUGAAAACAUUUCCUAUUUGC